AUGGAGUUCAAUAGCUUGACCAAUGGUGAGGUGCUGAAGAUUGACAACACACUGACGGCCAUGGGAUACGAGAACAACGUUGAUUUGAGAAAUAAAAUGGGAUGGAUGAUCGACGAGAUGGGCAAAGUAUCAGCAAUGGCACAAGAGUUAAGGUCACCGAUCACCAGCGCAGAAUUGCUCAUAAAUUCCGAUCACGUCCUCUACAUGAUGAUCGAACACAAUACUUCAGCGAAUUUUGUUGUUGUUGGCAUUUUAAAGACGGGAUGGAAAAAAUUAUGUCUCUACAACAAGGCUGUAGGAUCGUGUAAAGAAACAAUGGUCUACUGUUUGUUGGAUUUCUACGUCCACGAAUCUAGACAGCAUAAGGGUUAUGGAAAAUAUCUGAUCGAUUACAUGCUACAGGAUAUGCAUUUACGUGCCAAAAAUUUGGCUAUAGAAAAUCCGACUAAAAACCUAUUAGAGUUUAUGUGGAAACAUUUUCAAUUGUCUAAACUAGUAAACCAGGGAAACUAUUUCAUAGUCUAUGAGGAGUUUUUCGAUGAUGCAUUCAACGAAAGGAGCCAUAACGAUGGCGGAAAUGGAACAUUAACAUCACCAUGUACUUGUCAACCCAUGUUAGGACGUCCUGAAACACAAAAACAUCACGAAACGAGUGGCGAAAUUGUACAAGGCAAUCCUUCAUUUUCGGAGUUGAAUAAUUAUUACAACCCAAGGAUCAAUUUUGUUGAAAGCCAGUUUAAAGCAGCGAAUGUAAUUCAAAAUGCACAGCAGGAUAGAAAUCCAGUGACACGAGAUCAAAUAUUCCACCAGACCUAA
Molecule: messenger RNA, 816 nt
Organism: Macrosiphum euphorbiae (potato aphid)
Lineage: Eukaryota; Metazoa; Arthropoda; Insecta; Hemiptera; Aphididae
Source: the annotation of a GenBank genome assembly